CCCCGGCCCGCCCCUCCCGGCAGGACUGCGCGCCGAGCCGCGUUCCGCGUCCCCGCCGCCGCCGGGAGGAGGUGCCGCUCGCUCGCUCGCGGCGCGCGCCGGCCGCCAGACUCGGCCUGCGGGUGGGCGAUUUCCUCCGGACCCCAGCUCCGCGCCGCCCGAGGAGGAAGAUGCAGACCUUCCUGAAAGGGAAGAGAGUCGGCUACUGGCUGAGCGAGAAGAAAAUCAAGAAGCUCAAUUUCCAGGCCUUCGCCGAGCUGUGCAGGAAGCGAGGGAUAGAAGUGGUGCAGCUGAACCUCAGCCGGCCGAUCGAGGAGCAGGGCCCCCUGGACGUCAUCAUCCACAAGCUGACCGAUGUCAUCCUGGAGGCCGACCAGAACGACAGCCAGUCCCUGGAGCUGGUGCACAGGUUCCAGGAAUACAUCGACGCCCACCCCGAGACCAUUGUCCUGGACCCCCUUCCUGCCAUCAGGACGCUGCUCGACCGCUCCAAGUCCUACGAGCUCAUCCGGAAGAUCGAGGCCUACAUGAAAGACGACAGGAUCUGCUCGCCGCCCUUCAUGGAGCUCACGGGCCUGUGCGGGGACGACACCAUGCGGCUGCUGGAGGAGAACGGCCUGACCUUCCCGUUCAUUUGCAAAACCAGAGUGGCUCACGGCACCAACUCUCAUGAGAUGGCCAUCGUGUUCAACCAGGAGGGCCUGAGCGCCGUGCAGCCGCCCUGCGUGGUGCAGAACUUCAUCAACCACAACGCCGUGCUCUACAAGGUGUUCGUGGUCGGCGAGUCCUACACGGUGGUGCAGCGGCCCUCGCUCAAGAACUUCUCGGCGGGCACGUCAGGCUCCUCCCCAGGACCGGCUCUCGUGCCCCCGGUCUGGACCGGCUCUGGUCAGAGCGGCGGGAGGACUGGCGGGCGCUCCUGGGCGGCAGGGGGCCUGUGUGCCUCGCUGGCAGGAAGGACGCCAGACCGAAAGUCCAUCUUCUUCAACAGCCACAACGUGUCUAAGCCGGAGUCGUCGUCGGUCCUGACGGAGCUGGACAAGAUCGAGGGCGUGUUCGAGCGGCCGAGUGACGAGGUCAUCCGCGGGCUGUCCCGGGCCCUGCGGCAGGCGCUGGGCGUGUCUCUCUUCGGGAUCGACAUCAUCAUCAACAACCAGACCGGGCAGCACGCGGUCAUCGACAUCAACGCCUUCCCAGGCUACGAGGGCGUGAGCGAGUUCUUCACGGACCUCCUGAACCACAUCGCCACCGUCCUGCAGGGCCCGGGCGCGGCCGCGGCGGCCGCCGGGGCCCCGGCCCCACUGCGGCACAGCCGGCUGCUGGCGGGGCAGGCGGACAGCCUGGCGGGCGAGCGGACGUGCAGCGCGAUGGGCCCGGACCCGCCCUGGGCCGCGGAGGACGGCGCGGGCGGCACUGCCAAGCUGCCGCACCAGCGACGGGGCUGCACCGCCGCCGUGUCGCCCAGCUUCCAGCAGCACUGCGUGGCCUCCCUGGCCACCAAGGCCUCCUCCCAGUAGCCACGGAGCGCAGGACCCAAGGGCGGCGCGGGCCACGGAGCUGCCACGGGACCGGCAUCCUCCCCAGAAUCCCCAGCGGUCUGACGCCCCCCAUGUGUACCUGUUUCCCGACGUCACUGUCUGAGUGAGGGGCGGGGGUGGGGAGAGCCCGGGGGUCCGGCUCCCGGGAGAGGACCCCUGCCCGACUCCUGCUGUGCAGACCUUCACCCGGUUCACACGCGUGUGCUUCAACACUAGGUCUGAGCGGAGGGGCGUGUGCACGUGUGCGAUUGCUGUGCGUGUGCGAGUGUGCGUGCACCUCCGUGUCCUGGUCUCGAUGGCUGCUGCGGACCGGGCUGGGGCCCACAGGGGCCACCCCUGCUGAGACUGCGGGCGCUGGACGGAGCCGAUGGACGGUUCCCCUUCACUCUCCUCCAAGCCCCACCCCAGGCCGGCCGCCUCCCGGCUUUGAGAGGAGCAGGGGGGGCAGGGGGGGCCCCAAACCCCACAGCUACGCGGCUGCCCUUCCCGGAAGCAUGAGCCCCGGAGGGAAGAGGCCGCAGCUGCCGCUCUGGGGGCUCCGUGCUGGGCCCGGGCUGUGGCCGUGCUUCCUUCUCCCAAAGCCCCUCCGCCCCUCACCGCCCGCCCGCAGCCCUCAGGCCUCCUCCUGGACCAAGCGCUGCUCCUCGGACCCCGGAGCAGGCUGCCUGGCGGGUCCCCAGGCUGACCCCGCCCGUGCCAAGGAUUUGUGCCAUGACUUUGGGCAAAUCACCCUGAGAACGCCAGGCCUCCGUGGAGACCAGAACUCUGAAGGGCGGGCUUGACGCCCCAGGCCUGCGACGCACCUGCUUUCCGAGAAGCGGACCUGGAUGGGCCUGCCCUUGGCCCCGAGGCCACGCGGGGUCCCCCUCCCAGGCAGGAGGAGCCGCCCGCCUCCCCCUUACCCCGCAGGCCCAUCCCCUCCCGUACUCACUGCAGCCCCAAGCACUGAGCCAGCCAGGGGAGGAGGGGGAGGGAGCAGCAGCCUAACCUCCCCAGCCAGCCCCUAGCCCGGGGGGCGCACACAGGCCCCGCUGGUUGGUGCAUCCCCAGGCCCACGCUGGCCGCCCUCCUCAGAGGAGGUGUGUCUGUCCCGGACAGUGGGCUCCGGGAGAGAUGCCAGGACCUGCCGUCUUAGGUACCAGUUGAGUGUGAGGAGGAGGAAAAGGCCUGGCUGGCCCGCGAGGCCGGGAGGAGGGCCGGAGGCUGCUGAGCUGGGCGCCUGGCUCGGCGGGGAGCCGGGGCGGCUGCCUUCAGAACUGCCCGCUGCCCUGGACGCGGGCCUGCUGACUAACCGCGUUUACACGACCGAGUGGAACCCCAUUACAAUGUCUGAGCGUCACUUCCGGCUGCCCAAGCCCCGGGCAGCGGGGAGCGUGGCCGCCUCUUGCACUGCUUUGUCUCCAGAAUAAACUACUGAAAUC
Pipistrellus kuhlii (Kuhl's pipistrelle) is the source of this 2959-nucleotide messenger RNA. It is a transcript of the gene ITPK1, whose product is annotated as inositol-tetrakisphosphate 1-kinase. Gene Ontology annotation, biological process: inositol trisphosphate metabolic process. Gene Ontology annotation, molecular function: inositol-1,3,4-trisphosphate 5-kinase activity; inositol-1,3,4-trisphosphate 6-kinase activity; inositol-3,4,5,6-tetrakisphosphate 1-kinase activity. The transcript is spliced from 12 exons. Bases 171 to 1517 code for a protein of 448 amino acids. Gene Ontology annotation, cellular component: cytoplasm. Lineage: Eukaryota; Metazoa; Chordata; Mammalia; Chiroptera; Vespertilionidae. The record is from RefSeq and is a predicted model, not a curated record.